AUGAAAGCCGCCCACAAUUUGAUCGAUGACACCUUUGACAAACACGGACCUUUCGACGGUGUAUUCGGAUUCAGCACCGGUGCUGGUCUGUUGAUAUCUUAUCUACUUGAGAAGGCGACUCUUUACCCUCUAAGACCCCUUCCGGUUCAGUUCGCUAUAUUCUGUUCGCCUAUGCCACCUCUCUCUGCAGAUCCUGCCUAUACAAAGAUGAUCCAUGGAUCAUUAUCACCAGAAGACCAGCAGCGAAUUCGUUCUGGUGAGGAUGCUGAGAUAUGUCGGCUUCCAGAGCCUAUUCGAUCUUCGAUUAGCCUGACAGCUCGGUGUUUUGAUAUCCUGAAGCCUGUUCAUGGCCGGCCCCGCUCUGAUUUUCUCUGUCGCGACAUUCUAGAGGUCCCCUGUGUACUCCAACCUGAUGUGUACCGAACGCGCUUGAAUAUUCCAACGCUUCACUGCUGGAGCAAUAAUGACCCCCCAAUGUUUGCCGAGGCAGCAAAGAUGGUUGAGUCUUUCUGUAAUCCAAGACUACGGGUCUCUUACCAGCACAGUGCUAUCCACAAUUUACCUCGUUCUACAGUGGAGGUGAAAGAAAUGGUAUCUGCUAUGGGAAUAAUGCUCUCGCAGAAUGAGCAAGCGAGGCUUUGA
Penicillium verhagenii is the source of this 642-nucleotide messenger RNA. RefSeq lists its product as uncharacterized. The transcript has a single exon. Gene Ontology annotation, cellular component: cytoplasm; nucleus. The coding region runs from base 1 to 642 and encodes 213 amino acids. The record is from RefSeq and is a predicted model, not a curated record. Lineage: Eukaryota; Fungi; Ascomycota; Eurotiomycetes; Eurotiales; Aspergillaceae.